GGAUGGUGGGGAUGGUGGAGGUCGUCAUGAUGGGUUGGGGAAGGGUAUGGGAAUGCAUGGGGGGGAGAGGGGUGACGUGGAUGGGCGAGGAAUGAGGCGGUGUGCUGGAUGCGCCGGUUGAGGGGGGAGGUGGGGGGAACAAAACUAUGGUGGAGGUUGAAGGGUUGGUGGAUGUGGUGGUAGAGGUGGUAGGAGUGGAGGAGGUCGGCGAGGGGGUGUUGUUGGAGGCGGCUGUGGAGGAGGGAGUGGUUUGCGUUGUGGAGGAGGGAGGUGCGGUCGUGGUGACGACCGUGAUGGAGGGGUUGUUCCCUUCGAGCGUGGUGACGCGGUCGGAUAUGGAUGACACAGUGGCCUUUAUGUUGUUGAGAGAGGCAGGGACAAAGGUUUGGAGGGUGUUGAGAGUGUGGAGGAUGGAGGAGAGGUCGGGGGUGGCGUUUUUUGCUGGUGGUUGUUCGCCUGCGAGGUUGCGGGCGAUGCUAUCCACAGAGUCGGUGCGGAUGUCAGACAUGUUGAUGGAGGAUGCGAUCAUGUCGGGGGAAGAGGGGGUGGAGGACGCGGCCGGAACGGAUGUGGAGGAUGUUGCAGCAGCGAUGGCUGAGGCGACGGCUGCGGAUGAGGUGGAGGCAGGCGCGGCGGCAGCUUCGGCUGCGCGUUGGGAGGUCUUGGAUUGGCGUGGUGGCAUGCGGAGAUUUGGGAGUGGAAGGGGGUCGGGGUGGGGAGGGUAUUUACAACAUUAAUUGAUUUAUUCAUAAAUAAAUAAAGGUAUUUGCAAAAACAAUGAAGGAAUAAAAUGGGAAUUAAUUC
Chara braunii is the source of this 804-nucleotide messenger RNA. The record is from the annotation of a GenBank genome assembly. NCBI's taxonomy places the organism in Eukaryota, Viridiplantae, Streptophyta, Charophyceae, Charales, Characeae.